AUGCCGUUCUUGAAGGGGCCCCUUGUGGGGCCCAAGAAAAAGACUGCUGCUGCUGCUGCUGCUGCUGCUGCUGCUGAAGGGAGUGCUGCUCCUGCUAAAGCAAACGAUAAAAAGAAAAAGAAACAUCUACUAAAACAUCAGGAAGAUGCAGCAGCAGAAGCGGAGCUGUCUGGUAGCUGCCCGGAGCAGCAGCAGCAACAGCAGCAGCAACAAGCAGCAUCUGACGAUCCCCGCGACGGCUUACCAUCAACACCCCAACAGCAGCAGCAACAAGAGCAGCAGCAGCAGCAACAACAACAAACCAGCGACUCAGGUGCAGCACACGACUCGGAUGGAGCCUCUACUGCAGCAAUAGCAGCAGAUGCAGCAGCAGCAGCAGCAGCAGCAGAUGCAGCAACAGGCGAAGCAGCAUCAGCGGACGUAGCAGCAGCCGCAGCACCAGAAGGGGAAGCAGCAGCAGCAGACCCAGCAGCAGCAGCAGCAGGCGAAGGAGCAGCAGCAGCAGCAGCAGAUGCAGCAGCAGCAGCAGAUGCAGCAGUUGCAGGAGGCUUCCGCUCUAGUGGUGAAGGUGCUUCUUCAGCAUUCGAGGCUAUGAUUGCUGCGGGGCCCCUUGAGGAGCCUCUGCUGCAGCGGGGAUGUGCUGUUGCAGUUCGUGUUCGCCCUGAGUCUAUACAAGAGGUACAGACGGGGGCCCCCUGCUGCUUGCAUGUGGGGCCCCCGGUGGGGGCCCCCCCUAUGGGCCCCUUAGGGGGCCCCCCUGGGGGCCCCCAAGGGGGCCCCUACCCACGUGAGGUCCGGGUACAGGGGCCUAGGAGUCUUAUGUAUGAGUUUUCUUUUGAUUAUGUCUUCAUACAAAGAACAACGCAAGAAGAAGUGUUUGCUGUCUGCUGCCGCCCUUUAAUUGCUGCUGCACUUAAAGGCAUAUCAGGGGCUGUUCUGGUGUACGGACAGACAGGUGCAGGUAAAACAUAUACGAUGAUGGGUCCAGCUGAUGGAUCUGGGGGGCCCCUCUGGGGGCCCCCAUAUAGCAGCAACCGCUCGCAAAAUAAACGCCUACAAAAUCGUACACAGCAAAACAGCAGCAGCAGCAGCAGCAGCAGGAGCAGGAGGAGCAGCAGGCGCGUGUAUCCCUCAUCUAUACGUACUAUAGGGCCUCAGCAGGGGCCCCGUGCGAACAGCAGCUACAAGACACAGGCCGGGGGGUCCCCUAAUCCUCGCUGGUCACAAACCUUGGGGCCCCCGUACCCUCCAGGGGGGCCCCCAGAAAAUAAUGCAGCAGAGACGCAGCAAAUUUGGCUGAACGCCUUCAAUGAGGCCCCCUGGAACACCAUAGGGGAGCUAGAAGAAGGGAAGGGCCCCCAAGAGGGGGGCCCCCAGAGGUGGGGCCCCCAAGAGGGGGGCCCCCAGGGGUGGGGCCCCCAAGAGGGGGGCCCCCAGGGGUGGGGCCCCCAAGAGGGGGGCCCCCAGGGGUGGGGCCCCCAAGAGGGGGGCCCCCCUCUUGGAGGGGGUGAAGGAGACAGCGAAUUGCAGCGGCACUCUGAGCAAAUAACAGACUUUCGUGGUUUGAUGCCUCGCGCUCUAGAGGAGUUGUUCAAAGCAAUAGAGAGUCGGAAGGCCCCCUGCCAAGCAGGCUCUGGGGGCCCCUCUUGCAGGGGCCCCCAGGGGGGCCCCCAAGAGGGGGGCACCCAAGAGGGGGGCCCCCAGGGGGGCCCCCAGGGGGCCCCCAUUGGGGGGGGCGUUGAGGUGCAGCUAAGUGCUACUUUGGUUGAGAUAUAUAAUGAACGGAUACAAGACCUGCUAGACCCUUCUAGGGGCCCCCUAACAGUUAGGGAGGCCCCCAACGGGCAGACAGUUGUUUCAGGUGCAACAGAGGCCCCUUUAACAAGCUAUCAGCAAGCGAUGCAGCUGCUGUGGGAGGGGCUUCAGAGUCGCCAGUGCGGCUUAACAGCAGCAAACUCUGUUUCGUCAAGAAGUCAUGCCUUUCUAUCAAUAACAUUGCAGCAACGCUGUCGCACCGAGGGUCUCCUAACUGUCUCUACUUUAAACUUCUUUGAUUUAGCAGGCAGCGAGAAAGGAGACACAACAAAAGGAGACAGUACAGCACAAGAGACAAACAGCAUCAACCGCUCUCUCUUAGCUUUAGGAAACGUAAUAAAUGCUCUUACAGCAGGUGGGGGCCCCCGGGGGCCCCCCCCCUCUCGUGAGGGUGGGGGGCCCCCAAUGGCUAGGCAGCAGCAGCAAGCCAUUGGUGUGCUGCAGCAGCUCGUACCCGUGGGGGCCCCCGUUACAGUGCAGCAGAUUUCUCUGCUACGUAAAGCAGCAGCAGCAGCAAAGGAAGCAGUUCUAGCUGAUGCAGCAGCACACUUCUCGGGGGGCCCCUAUGCUCAUACUGGGGACCUCCAAAACAGCAGCAGCAGGCUCUUUACAAGGACAUCAGCAGCAACGCCACCUGCUGCAGCAACAACUGCAACAACAACAGCAGCAGCAGCAGCAGCAGCACGCUCUGCUGCAGCAGCAGAAAGAAGACGCUCGCAGUCGUGUCCCCCUCCAAGGGGCCCCCUCAGCCAGCCAGUCAAUAGGGGCCCCAGGGGGCCCCCCUCCACCUUUGCCAUAGAUAGAUCAGCUAUGAAGGGGGGGCCCCCAGGGGGGCCCCCGAGGGGCCCCCCGGGGUCUAUAAGGGCCCCCACACGUGUUCCUCAAGCAGCAGCAGCACGGACUAGAGGACCUGCUGCUGCUGCUGCAGCACAAAGAAGGAAGGAGACAGGACUGGAGAGACAGAGAAGCACACAAGCAGCAAGAAGAGCUGCUGCAGCAAGACAGCCACUUAGGGCCAACGGUGUGCAGCGAACAGCAGCAGCAGCAACACCAGCAGCAGCAACAGCAGAGACAACGCCUGCAGCAGCAGCAGCAGCAGGGGAGAAGCUGUCCAAAGGAGAUAGCCCCCUAGACAACGAGGAGGCAUCCGUUAACUGGCUGCCUCAAGCCAAGGAGGGGGGGCCCCCCCUCGGGUGA
Eimeria acervulina is the source of this 3012-nucleotide messenger RNA. RefSeq lists its product as hypothetical. The transcript is spliced from 5 exons. Gene Ontology annotation, molecular function: microtubule motor activity; microtubule binding; ATP binding. NCBI's taxonomy places the organism in Eukaryota, Apicomplexa, Conoidasida, Eucoccidiorida, Eimeriidae. Gene Ontology annotation, biological process: mitotic spindle organization; microtubule-based movement. The record is from RefSeq and is a predicted model, not a curated record. The coding region runs from base 1 to 3012 and encodes 1003 amino acids.